AGUUUAUCCUUCACGGGGAGGAGGGGUCAGCGACGACUCGCAGAAGGCUGGCGAGGAAACUGCUCAGCGAAAAGCUCAGUCAGAGGGAGCACGUUUUCCCGUUUGGCACAAACAAACAGCCCGGCGGGGUAAGAGGUGUCUAUUAAGCUACCCAGAACUAGAGCGGCCAAACUUUAAGGUUUAGGGCCACGAUAAUGACAGAACCUGGACAGUCCACACUGCCCGCGGCCGCGCUUCUGGGCCCAGGCAGCCCGAGUUAGGCGCAGGCGUCCGCGAACCCGGGCCACGAGCCUCCCCGGGAGACCGUCACCCCUCGCGCUCUGGGAAGGCGCAGGCGCAGUUGAGACGGCGGCCAGGCUCAGCUGAUGCCAUCUUUGCCCUGCCCCUCCCCUUCCCGAGUCUGUGGCUUCCCUGCGAUCUACGCCGCUCCCGGGACCGCGGCCUCCGUGACCCUGUGCUGGGGCCUGUCAGCGCCGCAGCAGUCCGGGACUGCGAAGUGCCCCGAGCGCCGACAUGGGAAAGUCUCUUUCUCAUUUGCCUUUGCAUCCAAAUAAAGAAGAUACUUAUGAUGGAGUCACAUCAACUGAAAAUAUGAGGACUGGAUUGGUUAGUAAUGAAGUCCAUAAUGAAGACGGAAGAAAUGGAGAUGUCUCUCAGUUUCCAUAUGUGGAAUUUACAGGAAGAGAUAGUGUCACUUGCCCCACUUGUCAAGGAACAGGAAGAAUUCCUAGGGGACAAGAAAACCAACUGGUGGCAUUGAUUCCAUAUAGUGAUCAGAGAUUAAGGCCAAGAAGAACAAAACUGUAUGUGAUGGCAUCUGUGUUUUUCUGUCUGCUCCUUUCUGGAUUGGCUGUAUUUUUCCUUUUCCCUCGAUCUAUUGAUGUGAAAUACAUUGGUGUGAAAUCAGCAUAUGUCAGUUAUGAUGAUCAAAAGAAAACAAUAUAUUUAAAUAUCACAAAUACACUAAAUAUAACAAACAAUAACUACUAUUCUGUUGAAGUUGAAAACAUCACUGCUCAAGUUCAGUUUUCAAAAACAGUUAUUGGAAAGGCCCGCUUAAACAACAUAACUAAUAUUGGUCCACUCGAUAUGAAACAGAUUGAUUAUACAGUACCUACGGUUAUAGCAGAGGAAAUGAGUUAUAUGUUUGAUUUUUGUACACUGAUAUCCAUCAAAGUACAUAACAUAGUACUCAUGAUGCAAGUUACUGUCACUACAACCUACUUUGGCCAUUCUGAACAGAUAUCUCAGGAGAGGUACCAGUAUGUGGACUGUGGAAGAAACACAACUUACCAGUUGGGGCAGGCUGAAUAUCUAAAUGUCCUUCAGCCACAACAGUAAAAAUUGAAGGAGAUGCAACUAGAAAGAUGAAAUACCUAUAAAUAUUGUCUGCACUGUUGAGCAGGAGAUCUUAAAUUGAAUAAACCUAAAGUUUACACAUCUGAUUUAAGAGUUUGAUCUAAAGUAUGUGGACUUGAAAUUAUUGCAGUUUUCCAUUCUGUGUUAAUAAUGUAUUUGUAUCAGGAUCUUUUACUUGAAUAUAAAUUUACUGAUUGGCUUUCUUUUUUCCCAUUACAUCCCCCAAAGGAAAAACUGAGACUUCCCCGAUAGUAUAAUAAAUUUAAAAGAUACAGCUUCAGUCCAUAGCUCAGCAUAACUGUAAUGACAAACAUAGCCUGAUUAACUUAAUUUAUGAAUGUUUUUAUACCGAAAGCCUAUUCAUGGAAGACUUUUGAAAACCAGCUUUUUUUUCUGUUUUUUGAAUUCCCAGCAUUACAUAGUGGGAUUGUAUUUCGACUAUGUAAUGUUUUAGCUUCUAGCUAAGUGUUUUUAGCUUUUACUUUGUUGAAAUUCUCACUUGCAUGUUUUUGUCUUAUUUCAAGCUGUUAAUUGCAGAAAACCUAACAACCAGAAUAAUCUUGACAAAAUUCCAUACCUGAAAAAGUUUUAAAGCUCUAAAUAUAUGUUUGUUUCAUGUAUAUUUCCAUAAUACUUAAAAUUCUGUGAAAUUUUUGUGUUAUCUUAAAACAUAAUCCUUUAAUGUACAAUAUUGUAAAUAAACUGCAUGGCUUUUAUACAGCUAUGAUAAUAUCAAAGUGGUACAGAUUCAAAAUUAAAGCAAGUAGUUCAUAAAAAAACAAAAAGGAAAAUGAAAUUCAGAAACAGAUUGUGAAUAGGUUAUCAUUUUAUGCUGGACCUGGCAUCAAAUAGAUUGGAAACGAAAUAUUUUUAUGGUUCACUUUUUUCAUGUUGUUUUCAUAUUAAAAAUUGGUUUUGACAUUUUUCAUAGCUGUUACAUAAUCAAUUUUAUGACUGUUUUAGAGGAGAAAAUUAUUUUUUGAUAGAAAUUAUUCAAAAAUUUCCACUAUUGCAUCAUGGUGACUAUAUUUUUCAAAACCUAUGUUGUGCUUUUAAAAAUUUAAUCUCUUUAUACAUCAUAUAACUAUGAUGCUUUUAGCAGUUAAAUUUUUAAAGGUUUCUACUUCUGAUUUUAUUUAAAAUUAUUCUCAAAUGUAAGUUACUCCACUUUGCUGUUUUAUAUUUUCAACAUUGUUUUUCAGUUGAUCUUUUUGCCUUCUCACUUAAGAAAUUCUGAGAACCUUGUACAUUUGCACUACUAAGCAUAGGAGCUGAGUGUGAUACCACCCCCAAAAAAAAAUGGGCCAAGGUUAAUUUCUUUCUUUCUGUUCCCAGGUGACAGAAAUCAGGUCUCCCUUCCUCCACCCCUAAGUGCCUGACUUGGGUCAAAACAUAGCCUGUUCUCUCAAUUGUAAAAUGUAAAUUUUAAUGAUUUAAUUCUGAUCUUUAAACACUCAGGUAUCCUACUAGUUUUCAUACAGUUUUUUCCAAAUUUUCCCAAGUAAAAAUUGCAAAUGAAUGGAAUGCGCUCUUUUUUAAUUGCUUAAUUUUUCCUUAAGCUAUGGCUAAUUCAUUCAUCCUUACCAUUAAAUCCUCAUCACUGCUUUAGGACAUGCUAAUCAUACCCAAUAUUUAUUUUCAGCUUUCUUCUGCCAUAUUUUAUGAUUAUUCCCAUUCCUCUUGCAACUACACACUUCUCUGAUAUAUUGAUUGAUUGUAUUUUUUAAAUUUCAUUUUCCCUCAUUCCUUCAUUUUGAUAUGAACUACAUGUAUGAAUGAUUUAGGUCCCUUUCAAAAAAUUUCUAAACCUGUGACUUAAAGUUUUUUAAAUUUUUGUUAGUACAUAUUUACAGUACUUAAUGGUUACAUUCCUGUAGGAAGUUGGUACAUACAUGCAACACGUCUUAAUUCUUUUUACUUUCUCUUACUCUCCUCUCCCUCCAUCUCUUGGUCCUCUUCUCAUUUG
Molecule: messenger RNA, 3325 nt
Organism: Fukomys damarensis (Damara mole-rat)
Lineage: Eukaryota; Metazoa; Chordata; Mammalia; Rodentia; Bathyergidae
Gene: Tmem106b
Product: transmembrane protein 106B
Exons: 8
Coding region: 514-1341 (275 amino acids)
Biological process (GO): lysosomal transport; lysosome localization; dendrite morphogenesis
Cellular component (GO): lysosomal membrane
Source: RefSeq, a predicted model, not a curated record